Messenger RNA from Strigops habroptila (Kakapo), 3775 nucleotides. RefSeq names its product small integral membrane protein 5 (gene SMIM5). The record is from RefSeq and is a predicted model, not a curated record. Lineage: Eukaryota; Metazoa; Chordata; Aves; Psittaciformes; Psittacidae. The transcript is spliced from 2 exons. Bases 2413 to 2661 code for a protein of 82 amino acids.
GUCCAUGAAUAUAACCAGCUUUCUGGGUGGGUUUUGGGUUUUUUGGUUUUGUUUGGUUUUUUGGUUUUUUUUUUUUUUAAAAGUGAUUUUUCCCCUUGGCGCUUGGGUGCUGUCAGAAGUGCAGUUGAGCAGAAAAACAUUUGCUUCCUCAUGGGUGGACUGGAGGCUGCACGACCAACGUGAAAACUUUGUCUCUGAAGAAGUUCAAACCAAAGUAAACAAGCAACAUUCCUUGCAAGUUUUCGAAUAAAAACUCUCUCACUUAGCUCCAGCUCAGGUCUGUUACUGAGACACCUCUUGUCAUUUUAGAUUAGGCACUUGGCUAAUCCAGGUGGAGUUCUACAAUCCUAAUCAGUAAUUUUACACUGGAUGCCCAAACUUCAGAAGCUUGGCUCUUAACACUUCCUGCUUCUGGUGCACCCAAAGUGUAUCACGAAAGGUGACAGCAGAUUCCCUACUAGGAGAGCUUCCGGGUAGGCAGCAGCACCUCCAAAGGGAACAAACAUUUUCAGAAUGUGAGAGCCAGAAAUACUUUUUCAGAAAAAAAAAAAAAAAAAAAGGAAAAAAAAAAAGUUUCUCUUCUUGAGCCAAGAGAGCACACAGCUCACUUUGGCUCUGCCGGCACUGCCACCUCUUGGAAUGGGAACAACACUGGAAACUUGCUAACAGAAUCACAGAAUCCCGCAGCACUGUGCAAAAGACAAAGCAGCUGUUUCUGGAGCAGCUCACUCGGGGUGCAAUCGUCUGGAAAGAACCUGUUAACCCUAGUCUCAAAAGCUACCUUUUCGGGUCAAAAGGCCACAGCUAUGCCUCCCUGCUGAGUUGGACAGAGAUCUUUCUGUAGAUGUAGAUUUUCCAUCCACCCCCAUCCCUAGGAAACCAGCUGGUUCUGAUUUUUCUUUCUUAUCUUGGAUUUCAAAGAACAGAAAAUGCUUUUGAAUUGCAUAAACAUACAAAAUGUAAUUUAACUUGGCACUAUAGCAUUGAAGCCCAGCAUGCAAAGAAACAGCCAAGGUCUCUCUGUCCUCAGUGCAUUUAGAAGAGCUGAACUCCAAGCAGCCGUUUGUUUGAGUAACCAAACCAGAUCGGCAGUAAUGAACUAGAUGGCUUAUUCUGGAAGUACUCUCUUGGUCACUUGGCUUUGUGUUAUCACCGAGAUAACACAUUAAUAAAUAUUAAAUAGCAAUGUUCCAGUCCCACAAAACAGCACUGACUAUUACAAUACACACAUGCUAGAACAUUCUGAUAUAAUAAUGACAUAAAAGUUAUAAUCCAUCCAAGUGUUGACCUGUCCAAACACUUGUUUUAGAUGAAACUAUGGGUAUUUCUCAACAAUAUCCUAUUCCACUUACUGACUGAAGCAAAAUUUUAACUUCCAUAGCUCUCAUGCAAGCUUGUUUGUUGUGACGUCUUCCAAAAUCUUUCUCAGGGAACAAAAGAACAGCAAAUAUUGGUGGCAAAACUGAGGCACCUAACUUUGACUAGACUAUUUUCAGUAACAACAGUUCCUGGUGAUCAUGCUUCCUGGGAAUAAAGAAGGUAUAAAAUGACUGUGCAGGGCAGAAGGGAUUAGCUUCAUGACGGAUUAACUUCAUGAGGCAGGUAUUUCUCCAACAGAUCCAGGGGAUUUUGCUUUGCUCAUCACCAGCAGUGACAGGUGAGCAUCCACUGUUCUGUUCAUGUAUCGCGCCAUUAGAAUAGACUGCGGCUUAAAAGAAAAACAAGCUACAUUUAACUUAGCAUAUAAAACUUGCAUUCAUUUGUAAGAAAUUGAAAAGCAUCCAGCUGUCACCAGUGAACACAGACUUUAGCUCUUAAUGUCACCAUUCAGUAAAACUGUUUGGUAAAACAUUAUUAAUGAUAUUGUAGUGAGGUAUUGAAGUAAGUGCCUUAGUUUUUGAAGAGGCUUUCUGUGGGUGAAAGUGCAAGAAGUCUUCAAGGGCUGUGUUACUCAGUAAAAAACAAUUGAAAACUAUGUACCACUUGAGUUCAGCGUUUGGAAUUCCAGUUAGAAUUGCAUUUCUUUCUGGAAGGACAAAAUAGGAAAACUGGGAAAAAAACCCUACUUUUCUUAGGUGCAAGCCAAGGGCAGGCACUGUCCAGUUCUAACUCUGUGCCUGCUGAAAUAAGUGUCCUUUUACAAGAAACACCAUUUUGCCUUUGCUGAACAGUACAGCUGACAAAAGCACCCUCAAAGCCGGAUUUUGAAACGAAACCAGUGCCAAAACACGUAGACAAUUAAUAGUCCUCCACCUUAGCUACUGGGAACAAGGACUGAGACCAGAUAAACUUGUUUUCCUUGUGAUCACCAGCUCUAUAAGAAAGCUGGCAGUUUACUAGCAUUAGUCAGUGGAAAGGUUUAUUCUCUAUUUGGUUCUUCCACAGCAUAAAGCCUGGAGAGGUUGAGCCAGAAUGUCUUCUGAAGGCUUUCUGAAGGAAAUGCAAACCAUUGGUGAGAAGUUUCUCCUUAAGCUCCAGAAACUACCCAAGGCUGACCCAGUGGAGAUUGUGUCCUUUUGUGUGGUUCUUCUGUUUAUCGUUACUGUUCUUGUGCUCAUGAUCAUUGCCUGCAGUUGCUGCUGCUAUAGCUGCUGUAGCUGUGAUGGACAUCCUGACCACAGACAGAGGAAGAGCCAAGUCCGCCCAGCUGCCCAUUCAUGAAGCGCAACAAGAGGUGACACAAUUUACUAUCAAGGACAUGCACAGACAUCAUGAUUCAGUCCCAUGGGGAUGACUUUCUACACUAGCUCACUGGAAAUGGCAAUAACAAUAAUAAUUAAUAUGACUCAAAGGACCAGAAAUCACAGCAUGGAAUUCCUUCUUUCUGUGACAGCCACUACUGUGACCAGAAAGGUAAUGCUACUUUACCAUCACUGUGUCCUUCUUCUAGGGUGGGAUGAGGGUGCUGGACACAUGCUGCUGAGAAAACAAACAUGCUUUCCCAUUGACAGCCCUGCAACUGGGCCAGCCAAGGAUUCCCUCUGUGAGCAGGGAGCCACAGACCAAAGCAGAGAACACGGAGGCGGCCACAUGCUAGGCAGCGCUUAAUCUCUUCACAGGUGGCUAAUCCAGAAGGAUGGUGCUGGGCAUUAGCAGAACCCCUAGACAUCAUUGGGAGAUCUACAUGCUUAGAUCUCCCAGUGCAUCUUGGAUCAAUCCCAAACCUGCUAUCUCCAAAGCUGCCUGCAACAGACACGUUUAGCAGAGACAUCUGCUGAAAACAACAAACCUUCUCAUCCAGACAUACUAGCUGAGGCUCUGAGCACAGCCAGAAUAAAUGCUCCCCGCUUUACUGCAUGGGGGCUACAGUGAUAUGAAAUCGCCAAAGAGAAAAAACAGUUCAUGUGCAAUAUCCUUUGUAAACAGAAAGGUGAAGGCAAAAGUGAAAACUUCAACAAUGCUACAGCUUCAUUUGAUCAUUCUGCUGGUAAAUGUGCUCCCUCCCCACCCUCUGUGUGGUUCUGCUCUUCUGCUUACUGCAGGUGAAUGGUUCUUACAGAGCGCGGGAAUUAGAGAUGAACAAACCCGGCCUUCCUUGAGGGGCCUGUGUGCCUGACUCCCUGCCCUGUGUGCAGUUUGUUUUAGUGGACAUAAACAUUAUGCCUUAGGUUUAUUAGCACAUGCAAAGGCAUUUCAGAGGAGUGACAUACCAGGUGGUAACUAUCACUGCAGGGCACCCGUGCAGCAGCUGACAGAGGGCACUGUGACAAAGCAGAGCUCAGAACAGCCUGCACAGCUGGAGAUAAGUGCAAAUAAAUCCCUUUUCCACACUGCA